AUGUCCAAGAAGGAUGUGGCGUGUUUCUGGAUCGUACUGCUCCUGUGCCAAAAGCUACGGACCGACCCGAUCGCAGAGAUGGGACCAUCCUCCGGCAUCCUGAUUCAAGAGACACCAGGGUUCAUCUUAACGGAGAAGAGGAUCCUGACCCGACGUGUGUUCGUCAGUUUGGACCCCAAGAUUUCCAUCGAGAAGGCAUACAACAUUUCAUCGAUGCAGCUUCCUGAGUUACAGACUUGGUACCAGAUGCACCUCCAAAGAGCACAGGACCGUGUGCGAAACAUCUUGGAGCAAGCCCGGAAACCAUUUGUAUCCAGUUCUAUUCUGAUGAGCAACCGACCCAAAAGGUUCCUCACUGCUAUAAUUGUUGCAUUAGUUUGUGCCACUGUCGGUGCAGUUGUCGCAACUGGAAUGUCUGCAGCCAACUCUAUUACUGUCCAAAAGCUGGAUAUGGAAAUCUAUGCGCUAAAGCAACACAUUAAUGAUAUUCAUCAGGUGAUAAACCAGCAAAGAACACUUCUCCAAGACGUGUUAACUAUUGUGGAAGACACAGUUGUUACAACAAAUUUGCAUUCGGAGUUAAUUACCAAAUCCACUGAGUUGCACCAAAGUCAUGACUUAUUUAAGCGUGAACUUCUAUGUCUGCAUGACCCAAUAUUGUUCCACACACUUGCUUUUCUUGACGAAGUGCAAACUGGAAUGAUCAAACUGGCAGGGGGACGCAUAGCCCUGUAUUUUGUAUCCAAGGAUAUUGUUCAUGCGAUGCUUGCCAAUGUGGAUGGAGAGACAAUUGAGCCUAUGCAAUUAAAUCUGGCCUUUGAGAUGGGGAGCGCUAUACCUCUCUUAAUUGAUCCGGAACGUAUGGAGAUUUGCUUUUUAUUGACCAUCCCAUAUGUAACUCCCAAAGACAUUUUUCAAAUGAAAAUAAUGUGCUAUGUUAAUAAUGGUAUUAUGGUUGAUUGUACUAAGUGUAAAGUUCAAAACUUUUACAGGUACAAAUAUAUACAAAAAUGUUCAUUCCACGCACGGGCCUAUGUUAGAAAUGAUGUGAUUGCACAAUAUGUCUGAUAACUUCUAUAGUGCUUAUUCAUAAGCUAAAUUAAUUUUGGCUACGAAAUGCACUAAAGGGGGGUUAUGUCAGAGUAUUUAUAUCGGCAGACAUUUUUGUGCUAUGAUAGAAACUAAAAGUGUAUAUUCUGAGUCACUCUGAACAGACCAGACUCCAUUUUGUUAUUUCAAGUUAACAAAGAAGACACUAGAUUUCUUUCUGAAAGACUGGCCUCUUUGCCAGAGCUAAGGAAUGCAUAGCAUAGUAUAAACAAGUGAUAAGAAGAAUAUAAUCAAAUCUAAACCCAGACAAUUGUGACAGAGAAGAUUAAAUUUAAUAUUUAACUGUCUAUAUAUAUAUAUAAGGUACCAUUGUAUGGAAAAGGGUAAACUUAGUUCAUGAUCUGCCAUAUCAGAAAUUAUGGCAGGAAUUGCAGACGCUAAGUCUGGACAAAAUUUAAGAAACCCUUUGAAAUUUUAAAUUAUGGCGCUAUAAAGAUAACGCAAAAUGACGUCAAAAUAGCCACCAGGAAAAGUUAACUCUUUCCUGGAUAGAUAUGUUUAGUGGGACAAGAUUGCCCUCUACAGACCAAAUAACUAAUUUGCGAUCUGGAAGAUAACCACACCUCUAGUGCUUCUAUUGGGUUAUCAACUGAUGACGUACAGAGAGUCUGGCCCUUUAAAAGUUAAGACAAAGGGAAGAGAGGAGAGGCAGAUGCAAGAGAUGCAAAGGAGAGGAGAGAGGAAUUGGAAGCUUGGGGACUCCAACUCGGACAACAUCUGAGACUAACACUCUACUCCUAAAACUCUAACACUUAGAAUUUACUGACUUUCUAACCAACCUCCAUGCAGAGAGACAUCCAAAUAAGUUCCUGAGACUACCAAUCGGAUGAAAUAUCUACUCAACUGGUAAUUAUACUGGUUUCAUUUAAUUAAAUUAAAUUAAUUAAAAUGUAUUAAUAGCAUGAUAUAUAUGACUGGAUAAAGCACGUCAGAUUUCCAUAUUAAGAAAUCUUAGUUAACUAAAGAAUAUAUAGUUAUAAACAUUCCAUUCUGCAGGUGGAAUUAAGAAUAAUUAUAUAUUGAUGUGAUAUUAUCACGUGUUAGCAUACCGCUGUUUUUAUCCAGGUGUAUUGAUCUGCUCUAAAUUAAGAUAGAUAUCUUUUAGACAAAUUAAAAUCUGCUUAUAUAAUAUGUAGAUUCUCUUAUUGGAUGGUUUAAGAAAAUGAAUUUAAACUGGUUUAAAUGUUAUUUUAUUUAAAAAUUACAUAAGAAUAGAUCUUAAUUACCUAGGAGAUCUAGCCAGCAUUGAAAGGGUUAUUCUAACUGUCUGCUAAACUUUACGACCUUAUGCUGCACUCUGAGGAAUUCUGUUCUCUGUGUGAAAAGUUUCACUUUCAGUCUGUGGAAGCUAGUCAUAAAUCGUAGAAGUCUUGACAGAAAAUGCCGUUUAGCCAUUGAAACGUAAUACCCAUUUCUUUGUAUUGCAUAUAAUUUUGUACUGGAUAUUCAUUGAUUAUUGUCAUGCAUGUUACAUAAUAUUAUUUGUUAAUUAUUGGUUAUCAUAAAUAAAAUCUAUUUUUAUACAUUGUGAUAUUAAUUAUAUGAAAUACAUUCCACUUAACACGAUAAACGUUCUUUGGGAUCUGAGAAUUGAAUUAGUGGGCAAUUCUCACUGUUACUAUUAUUAUCCCAUAAAUAUUCCCACAAGACGAAGUCAGAUUGGAACUCCACUGGUGGCUUCAACAUAUGGAAGCCUGGAACAAAAGGGCUAUCUUUUUUUUUUUUAUUAUUCUUUAUUUUGUUGGUGCGUUGCAUAGACAUAUUAACGCUUCAAGACAUCAGCAAGACAGUUAAGAUGAUGGUACAAUAUCAUAUCACUUGCUAG
Molecule: messenger RNA, 2935 nt
Organism: Pelobates cultripes (western spadefoot toad)
Lineage: Eukaryota; Metazoa; Chordata; Amphibia; Anura; Pelobatidae
Source: the annotation of a GenBank genome assembly